Liolophura sinensis is the source of this 5882-nucleotide messenger RNA. Its product is annotated as stabilin-2-like. Lineage: Eukaryota; Metazoa; Mollusca; Polyplacophora; Chitonida; Chitonidae. The record is from RefSeq and is a predicted model, not a curated record. Gene Ontology annotation, molecular function: calcium ion binding. The transcript has 44 exons. Bases 56 to 5389 code for a protein of 1777 amino acids.
AUCCAUUGUUGGGUAGCUGUUUUUUUUUUUCCCCUUUGUAGCCAACCAAACAGUCAUGUGUAAUAUUUGGCUCUAUGUCACACUGACUGUUUCAGGAGCUGUUUUUGUCUUGUGUGAUGAUGAUGCAUUCUGUAAUGACACUUUGACAUCACAGACCCAGACACCGUGUCGAUCCUGCCUCGCAAACACUCACAUCACCUGCCCCGAGGGCACCACCCAGCUCACUACGGGACAUGGCAGUGAAGAUUGCUCCUAUGUUCAGACUAUUGGCACCCACAGGGUUCGCCUCAAAGGUUGUCGGCACAAGUGUGAAAGGGUGAUCAAGGUGGCCUCUUGUUGUAAUGGAUACUGGGGAAGCCAGUGUGAAGAAUGUGUUGGUGGAGUGGAGAACCAGUGCUAUGGACGAGGUCUCUGUGAUGAUGGUUAUGAAGGAACUGGAAUGUGCACAUGUCUGGAUGCUUUUAAUGGGACAGCUUGUGAAUUUUGCAAAGAUAAUCAGAUGUAUGGAGAAAACUGUGAUCUGGAGUGCAAAUGUGUGAAUGGGACCUGCAACAAUGGACCUGAAGGGGAUGGUUCAUGUGAAUGCUUUUUUGGCUACACUGGAAAACUUUGUGAUAAAGAGAUUCCAGGCUGUGACAAUGUGACCUGUGCUGAUGAUGCCAAGUGUGUUAUGAUUGGCAGAAAUGCAACCUGUGUUUGUGAUGAUGGCUACGAGGAAGUGGAGACACAGGGCUGUGUAGCUAUCGAUGCUUGUCUGUCUUCUCCGUGUGAUGAUAAUGCUGACUGUGAGUCAACUGGACCAAACCUUCACCGCUGUACCUGUAAGAAGGGUUAUCAGGGUGAUGGUUUGUACUGCAAUCCUAUCAACAGGUGUCAUGAGAACUCGGGUGGAUGUGUCUCAAACACUUCUGUCUGUGUUUAUCGUGGACCAGGGGAGCAUGAAUGCGUUUGUAUGUUUGGCUAUGAAAAGUACCGGGCAGGUUUUGGGUGUUCUCUGACAGACAUGUGCACUAAAACCAUUAAGCCCUGUGAUGAAAAUGCAAACUGUAAGACAGUGGAGCCAGGGAGAUUUGAAUGCAUUUGCUAUCCAGGAUAUAUUGGGGAUGGCAAAUUAUGUUACGGAAACCUUUUACAGGUUUUGGAGAAGAUGAACGCCAAUUUCUCAGACCCGGUAACAGGAGAUUCGCUGCAUAUUGCCACUCAGGUGUUAAAGACGCUGUUCCGAGAUCUCCUUACAGAACAUGGCCCCCUGACCAUAUUUGUCCCCACAGACAAAGGCUUCAAAGCAAUCAGGAGGAGUGGAUUGGCUGAUUUCUUGAAAGACAAAGACAGGGCAAGACAGAUUCUGUUCCAGCAUGUAAUUGUGGGUCAACUGCUGAUGGAGGAUAUGGCUAACAGCACAGUGUUUUACACUCUGCAGGGAAGCUCUGCUGAGCUACAGGCUAGGGGAAGUGGUUUUCGUUUCAAACUCCAUGGUACCAGGGAAAAGGCUCGGAUAUUAAAGUCUGAUGUUGUUGCAUCAAAUGGGGUUAUUCACAUCAUCAAUUCUCUUCUCACGAGCCAGCCCAAUCAAAUGGGAAAUAAGUCAGUGGAAUUAUUCGAUCUGAUCAAUUCUGAAGGCAGACACAACAGAUUUGUAACUCUGAUCAGGGCUGCAGGCAUGGAGAGCUGGUUUAAUUCUGCUAACCUGACAAUUUUUACACCUAGUAAUUCGGCGUGGAGUGCUUUACCUGAAGGCUCAUUAGACUACCUGCAAUCACCUAAGGGAAAGGACAGGCUUGUUUCUCUCCUGCAAAAUCACAUUUUUCCUGGUGUGAUAAGAGCAACUGACUUAAUAAAUUUGCAAAGGUUGAAAUCUUAUGAUGGAUCAUCUGUAACGGUAGAAAUUUCUGAAGUGGGUAAGAUAAUGUUGAAUGGGGUAGCCCGUAUUUCCCAGACCAACAUUCCUGGAAAGAAUGGUGUUUACCAUCACAUUGAGGCAGUGCUCCUACCUGAAGGAAUUAAAUCUGUUAUCCCAAACAGGUGUGACAAUUCAAUCAGCAGAAUCAUUCGGGGAUCUUGUGGUCCUUGUGAAGGAGUCCUGAAAUGUCCUGGAUCUUCUGAUGCAGCUAUGAAUGCGACUGCAUAUGGCUGUAACUAUUGGGUGAAAGCUGGUUCCAGAUACAUUGCCUUGAUUGGAUGUGCCAGGAUGUGUAACAGAACUUUUGUGACCCCACAGUGCUGUCCAGACUUUUACGGUCGUGAAUGUAAGCCUUGUCACGGAGCCUUCAAGCAGAUCUGUAGUGGACAUGGUCGAUGUAUGGAUGGAUACAGUUUUGAUGGCAAGUGCAUCUGUGAUAAGGGGUUUGAUGGAGUGGCUUGUCAAGUUUGCUCAGACAAGAAGAUGUUUGGUACCAAUUGUUCUCAGGAGUGCACCUGUCUGUAUGGUAACUGUGACAAUGGGCCUCAGGGAACUGGAAAGUGUAAGGAGGGCAGUUGUGCCGAUGGUUAUUGGGGAGAGAACUGUGAGAUGAAAAAGAAUGUGUGUUUGAGACAUGCCCUCGUUUGCCAUGCCCAUUCUGUCUGUGUCAAGGACUCCACAAGAACCAGUUGUGUGUGUAAACCUGGGUAUGAGGGGAAUGGAGUGAGUUGUCAGGAGAUAGACCCAUGUCUGCGUGCUGACAGGGGAGGUUGUCACCCACAGGCAACAUGUAAGAAGACUGGCCCGGGGAUGCACCAGUGUACAUGUGAUCAGGGCUGGGUAGGGGACGGCACCUAUUACUGUUACCGCUCAACACCGUGUGUUAGCUCUUACACCUGUCACAACAAUGCCACCUGUAAAGCAGUAGCAGCUGGAGAGUAUGUUUGUAUCUGUGAUAAAGGUUUCCAAGGCAACGGGACGUUCUGCACUUCAACUGAUCCAUGCAGUACAAAUAAUGGUGGAUGUCAUGCUGAAGCAACUUGUACAUCACUGGGAAUGGGCAAGGCAAACUGUACCUGUCCUGAAAAUUAUGGUGGGGACGGAAGGAACUGUUAUUCCUCCAUCAACGUAGAAAUCAAACAAUACCCAGAUUUGUCACAAUUGGCAGCACUCUUUGCAGCUAUUCCUCCAGAAGACAACAUUGUGGCAGAUUUGAAUAACUCUUACACCCUGUUUGCUCCCAACAAUGAGGCAAUCAAGAGGUUUAAAACCAAGGCUCCGUCAAAUUUUUGGGAUGAUGAAGGAAAUAUUCUCACCCUUCAAGGAUAUCACUUGUUGUCUGGAAGCUACACAAUCUCUCGGCUCAAACAGCUGACAAAGCUAUUGAAUAAAGUCAACACACUUGCUGAUGGAAUGUCAGCAAAUGUAUCUGUGAUAAACAAUAAAGAAGUGUUUGUGAAUGAUGCUAGAGUUGUAAAGGCGGACAUUCCAGCCAUAAAUGGAUACAUUCAUGUCAUUGAUAAGGUUCUUGAGCCCUAUCCUGUAAGUGUAGAUCAACCGUCACUGGAGGAAUUUUUCAUGGCACAUCCAGAAUUUUCCAUGUUUUCAGACAAUCUAAAGAAAGCAAACCUGUUCACUGAUGUGGAUGAUAUGGAUACCUAUACCUUGUUUGUUCCCAUGAAUGCUUUCCUGCAACACAAUGGGAUUACUACAAUGAGUGCCAAGUUCCUUUCCUUGUUUAUUGUUCCCAAACUUGUCAUGUCCACAACCAUAUCUGAUGGUCAGAGGGAGAACACAAUUCUGGGCAGUCAUGACCAGCUCCAGUUUUCCCGAAGGGGUGCAAAAAUAUAUGUGAAUGAUGUGCUAAUAUCUCGCCCAGACAUGCCAACAGACGGGGGAGUUAUUCAUGGUAUUGAUGGAAUAAUACGCAGCACUGUCCGCCAUUGUGAUGUUAAAAAGAAAAAUAAUACUUAUGGCAAGUGUGUAUCCUGCCAAAUAGGUAUAGCAGCAUCCACUUGUCCCACUGGAUACACACAGGCUAAGAACCUCUCCCUCCGUACGGGAUGUACAUAUACAGAACCAGUAGUGCAGGGAGGGGAAUCAAAGUUCUUGGGUUGUCAGGCCUGGUGCACAGUUAACUUUACACCUGGAUGCUGCUCUGGAUAUUAUGGACCUGAUUGUGAAGAAUGCCCCGGUGGAGCUGACACACCAUGUAAUAACCAUGGUGUUUGUUCCAGCUCUGGAGAGUGUCAGUGUAAUGAGCGUUUCUCUGGAGUUGAAUGUCAGAGCUGUGCAGAUGGAUGGACGGGAAACAACUGCAGUAUAGACACUACUUCCUGUGAUUACAACAAUGGUGGAUGCAAUGCAGCAGCUGACUGUAGUAAAAUUGAUGGGGCAAUCAUAUGUGUGUGCAAGCCAGGGUAUAUAGGCACAGAUGGUACUGAUUGUCGCCAGCCAUGUGCUUAUGCUAAUGGAGGAUGCCAUCCAAAUGCCAAGUGCAUAUAUCAGGAUAAAGAAGUCAUAUGUGAGUGCUCAGAAGGGUAUAUAGGUGAUGGGAAGCAUAACUGUGAUAAAGAUGUAUGCAAAAUAGAAGGUAGUCCAUGUUUGCCACAGAAGUAUUGCACGUACUUAAAAAUUACAGGAAUGUUGAACAACACAGUGAUGUGUUCAUGUGAAGAUAAUUACCAAGGAAAUCAAACGGGAACAUUCUGCAUAAACAGAAGUUUAUUUGAAGCUGUGAAAUCAAUGACCAUCACAAGAGAAUUCUACAAGGAACUCGUUGAUAAGACUUGGUACUCGCAGAGACAAGAUAUCAUCAGCCUGUUACAGGGUAUGGAUGGGAACAAAACAGUCUUCCUGCCAACAGAUUCCAGCCUACAAGGCUACAAUCUGACAACAAACGAUCUUGAAAACCACAUUGUGAACAGAAGUGUUAUGGUUGAGCCGGAAUGGUGGUACGACAAUGGGAAUAUGUUUGAAACAUUAGCCGGUAAAACGAUUGUCAUUCGCCGACACUCUGAGUUCACAGUUAAUGGGAUAACCAUUUUGAAGCGUAAUCUACAAACAGCGAAUGGCUUGGUUCAUAUCAUAGCCCAGCCCCUGUGGAUGAAUGGCCCACCUGCUGCACCAUCUACCCCAGAGCCAACACAAACAACAGGUACAUCCCCAGAUAAUCCACUUGUUACUGUCAUGGUGACUAGGGAACAGAAGGAAUCAAGCAUUGUGGCUCCUGUGGUUGGAGCAGUGUUCGGAGUUCUGGCUCUUGUGGCAAUUGCUGUACUUGCAGUCUGGUUGUGGAAGGGAAAAGCUACUGGCUUCAUGCAGUUUAGGAAGAGGUUUAGAAAGGGCUCAGACAACAGUCUGUCAUUGGCCCGGAUUCAUUCUGAUAAAGAUGAAGAUCUGGUCGCUCUGGAGUCCCCUGAGGUGAAGAAGUUUAACAAUCCCCUGUAUAAUGUGAAGGAUGGGUAUGACAACCUGGAUGAUGACUGAGCUCAGUUAGGCAAGCUUCUGGUGACUGAACUCUGUGAGGCAAGCUUCUGGUGACUGAACUCUGUGAGGCAAGCUUCUGGUGACUGAACUCUGUGAGGCAAGCUUGUUGUGACUGAACUCUGUGAGGCAAGCUUGUUGUGAGUAAAUUCUUCGAGGCAAGCUUGUUGUGACUGAACUCUGUGAGGCAAGCUCAUUUUGAAAUGCUAUAGAAUAUAUUACAUUCCCUCUGGAAAAUAAUGCAAAGUCUUCAUUAACUUGUUUAGCCUCGCUUGUAUUCAGUGUUUUUCCCAAAAUGUGUGCUGAAAUGUCUUCCGUAUAUGCAUCCUGCUGUUAUAUUUUUGAGAUGUGCUUAUCAAAUUGCCAUUUACGUUUCAAUUUCUCUCCAAGAGAGAAUCUACAGCUUUAUGUAUAUACUGAGAGUAUUCAAUGAACAUACAUACAUUGUACAUGUAGAUAAAUGUUUGAUGAUGUCAGUCAAUUGAUGUGAAAAUGA